AGAAAGAGAGAUUAUCCGGUCACAAUCUGAAAGCGCCGUCGAAGUUCCAAACAUGGGUGGCGUUUCAUCUCUUGUUAGAAGAUGGAUGGAUUUCGCCGGUUCUCAUAUUAAUUCCUUUUCAUCAACCGCCGGCAGCCCUUUACCGCCGCGGCCGGUAUCGGAAGCGGGGACGUCGGAGUUCGGGGAAGAUAAAUUUGAAACAGGGUUAGUGAUUGAUUCUUUAACAGAUUGGGAAGUUGACGGCGUUGAUAACGUCGCCGGAAAUGGGUCGAAUUCCGGCGAGAUGGAAAGGCCUAGUGUGGCGGAUGUGAUUAAGAAAUUGACGACGGAGAAUCAAAUGCAGGGUUCUUUAAUGAGUUGGAAGAAUGAUCACGAUAAUGCUGCCGCCGCCGCCGGAGCCGGCGACGGAUCUUUGGGUAGAAUUCAAAUUCCGGCGGCGAACAGGGGAAAGUGGCAAUCGGCGGCGUCUUUGGUUUUGCCGAGAAUUAGAGGACGACAAGCGUUGGCCGAUUUAUUAAUGCGAAUGGAAAAAGAAAGGGAAAAAGAGGUUAAUGGGUUAUUGGAACGUCGGGCUGUUUCGAAAUUCAUUCAUAGAGGCCGAAUUCAGGCAAUGCUUCGUUUGAGAUACAUGCGGCGAGGAAUAGAGAAGGAAGGAUACAGCGAUUAUUAUCAUCGUCAACAACAAGAACGCCAAUCGCGAUCCGUAGAAACAGCACUUGGCGUCGUCAAUCGGAAAAAGUUGUUGUUAAUUUCCGGCACGUCCUCCGGCGAGAGGAUUCCCAGGCCACGAAAGCCCGACGACGACAACCGACGGAAGCAAACCCAUUCGGAUUCAGAUUCGGCGGAGCAACGGACCGACGGUACCGAACUAUUGGUAACAGAAUGUUGCAAUUCGAAAGAGGAUCAACGACGUUCUUUGUUAGAAGAGAAAGCUACAACCGAUUCGGAACAAUCUAAGGAAUUAGAAUGUUCAACCUCCUCCGUAGUUGUCCUGAGGGAAAGAUUCAACGCCGGAGCAGCCGAGAUCAGCUGUGAUGCUGUAAAUUUGAAAUGGACUCGAAGAGACGUGGCAUGUUGUAGUAGUAGUAGUGCAGGAAGUUGUUCCAACUCGGAUCUACUCAAAGAGAAGACAGAGCCAUUGCCAUUGUCGUUGCCAUUGACAGGGGACGAGAAUCAAAGUACAUCUUCAAAUAACGCAGAGAAUGCUCCUUCCUCUGAAUCGCCAUGUCCUACUACUGAAACAACCAUAAAUGAACAUGAAACAGCAACGCAGGAAGAAGAGAUCAAUGUCCAAGAAGAACUUACAGUAUCCAAUCAUGAAUCGAGUGCUGAUGAGAUUCCUCAACAGAUUGGUUUUGAAAGCGGAGAAAACGCUGAUGGAGAUUCCAUGAGUCAGCAGCAAGGUUCAUGGGGUUAUGAUAACGAGGAUGAUCAAUAUAAUGGAGGUGAUGAAUCUGAUUAUGACCAGCUGGGGGAUAACACCGAUUGGAUAUUGGAGAUUUCUCGACCGAGGAGCGAUUGGGAAGAUCUACGACAAGAAAGAUAUCAAGAGAUGCUCGAUCCUUUCCAGCACAAGCAAGACAUAAGGGAACUACUUCAAAGGGGAAGCGUAUCCAGCUUUCUUUCGAGUGGCUUAAGACAAACAAUUGACAGUUUGAUGAUGUCUCGCACACAAACACAGCCAAAUUCAGCGAGAGAAAGAAGGGAGCGAUCAGUAAUAUCUCUUUCGCCUCAAAGGGAACCACUUCCAUUAGACAAUCAACAAGAAGAACAAGAAGUAGGAUUGGAGAUGGACGAUGUAUUUGUAGAAGAUGCAGUAGUAGAACAAAUCGAAGAAGAAGAAGAAGCUAAUCUAAUCCAUUGGCAAUCUGAUGAAGUCGAAUGGGAGACUAAUAACAACCCCCCUGAUCACAACGAAAGCAGUCCCCAACAAGAAUCUUCACAUUUUCAGUCCUCUGCGAAUACCAUUCGAUGUUCAAUAGAAUUGGAUUUCUUAAAUGAUUUGAAAGGAAAUAUAGGCCAACUUCAAGAAGAAAUGUCGGAACUUAGAAGAUACUUGAAAUUAUGCAUCAGCAUGCAAGAAAAACUGCAACAUUCACUUAAGCACGAUAUAGCAGCUGCUGUUAAACAUGAAGUUACUACAGUCAUGGUUAAAGCAGCUGAAAAGGAGGAACCAUUGAAAGGUUUGAAAGGAAAUUGUUGCAUUUGCUAUGAAAUGAAAGUUGAUUCACUUCUUUACAGAUGUGGGCAUAUGUGCACAUGUUUCAACUGCGCUCAUGAACUGCAAAGAAGUAGCGGUAGAUGUCCAAUUUGUCGAUCCCCUAUUAUCGAUAUCGUAAGACCAUUCAUCGAUUCGUAAGCUACUUGACUGUCAUGUAUACACAAAAACAUCAGUUUAACAGAUCAAAAUCUAAUCAUAAUGAACAUCUUUUCUAUUUUUUCUGUUUUAUACUUCUUACAGUUUUAUUUCUUGUAUUAAUGUUAGCAAAAUAUAUUAUUCUAAUUUAUAACAUGUUCA
This is a messenger RNA of Impatiens glandulifera, 2518 nucleotides long. RefSeq lists its product as uncharacterized. The record is from RefSeq and is a predicted model, not a curated record. The coding region runs from base 53 to 2359 and encodes 768 amino acids. The transcript is spliced from 7 exons. Lineage: Eukaryota; Viridiplantae; Streptophyta; Magnoliopsida; Ericales; Balsaminaceae.